GGAAGUUGCUAGUACCUAGUAUUUGGGCUUCAAACGCUGAUAGAAAGCUUGUGCUGGUGAAAAGAGCAUGGACGAGCUUGGCUUGGGACAAGAGUUUCUCACGUGGCAACAGUUUAGUACCUUUUUUGAUGACUGGUCAGAAAGGCACAAAGUGCUCUUUAUUAUUGCUAGUCUAAAGCCAUUGCUCUCCUUCAGAAAGAAUCCUCUCCCUCAUGCCAAAAAUCUCGCUAAGACGCUGCGGUUCCGUUUUGUGAGACUGAUUUGCAAACACAGUGGGACUUACGCCGGACAAAGCAUUGUACGUCGGAACCAAAAUCAAGAAAAAAUUGAUUGUCCAGCUUCAAUCACAUUGCGCCUUCACCCAAAAAGGGAUCGUCUUGUUGUCAUUGAGGCAAAUAUUUUUCACAACCAUAAUUUGUCAGCAGUGGAAUUUUCUCAUUAUUUCAAACGACACCAACUGGAGGCCAGUAUGGGAUUGCCAAUUCGUAUAACAAACAAUGUCUCAAAGCGUUUCUUGGCACCUGAUAUUGUGUGGAACCUAGAAGAAUACAGCAAGGCUAAAGAUCAGGGUAUGUGUGAUCUACUCAAGGAAUUUGACAUUCUCUUCAAAAAUGAUCCUAUGGCAAAGGUCAAAUUAGUUUUUCAGGAAGAUGCUGCAGUUAUCAACAGUAUUUUUAUUUCUACAUCCCAUAUGGGAAAUCUAGUGCAAUCUUUUCCUAGGAUCCUUUAUAUGGGUAACGUGCUCCAUGUAAAUGAAGAAUUUGAACUGUAUACUGUACUGUGUCAAGAUGCCAAUGGCAGAGGACGAGAGUGUGCCUACUGCAUUGCAAGGAAGGGUACACCAGAUCUUCUUGUGUUUAUAGUUGCUUCUUUGGUUCAGAGUGUUCCCACCAUCAAGUUCAAAGUCAAGUGCAUCACAGUCGGCGCUAACAUACCUGAUGGUGUCUCUCUAAAUGAUGUUUUGCCUUGUACCAAAAUACAGAUAUGUCGAUCCCAAGUUCUAGAAAACUUACACAGCAAAGCAAGAGAGUUAGGAACCCCCAAGACAGAAAAAAUCCAGACUUUGCUUUAUAACAUGGCUUAUUCUGACUCAGCCAAGACAUAUGCCCAGUGCUUAAAUGAGCUUGAAAACGUUUGUUCUGUGAACUUUUUCCAGUAUUAUCUGGAGAAGUGGCAUCAGAACAAGAGCAUGUGGGUGGCGUGUUGGGCUUUUGACAGAAAAAGGAAAUGUUGCUUCAUGGAUCACAUGAAUUUUCACAUCCAGAAACUUAAUUCUAUAUUGCUCCCACCAGUCACGUUAUCUGUUUGUAUGCGAGAACUUUUACAUUUGGAGGUUUUAAAGACUGGAAUUACGGACGUGAACCAGGAAAAUAUUGCAGUGCUUUAUCAUUCAGUGUGCUCAGCUGAGUCGGCUUCUCAAAUAGAAGAGGAGCUUUCACUUGCUAGGCAGAGUACUCUGGACAUUAAAGAGACUGACAAUGGAUUUUUGGUGGGUGGUGGAAGCUGCUCUUUUACAGUUAACAAGGAGAUAACAUCAUGUAGCUGCUGCAUUUAUACUACAACAGUGUUGCCUUGUCGUCAUCUUUUCGCUGUUCGACUUUGGAGUGGAAAAUCUUUAUUUGAUGCUGGUCUCAUACAACACCAACCUAUAAAAACUCUUGAUUGAAUCUUCUGUGUUAAACAGAGGAUAAUUACAUAAACUCACUU
Messenger RNA from Bombina bombina (fire-bellied toad), 1707 nucleotides. RefSeq lists its product as uncharacterized. The coding region runs from base 68 to 1666 and encodes 532 amino acids. Gene Ontology annotation, molecular function: zinc ion binding. The record is from RefSeq and is a predicted model, not a curated record. The transcript has 3 exons. NCBI's taxonomy places the organism in Eukaryota, Metazoa, Chordata, Amphibia, Anura, Bombinatoridae.